Rotaria sordida is the source of this 1302-nucleotide messenger RNA. NCBI's taxonomy places the organism in Eukaryota, Metazoa, Rotifera, Eurotatoria, Philodinida, Philodinidae. The record is from the annotation of a GenBank genome assembly.
AUGACUCCGGAAGAUUUACAAACUGUGAUGAAAAAUCCCCCUGUAAAUGUCGACGAUGCUAUAUUAGAUCGUGUCCAAGGAUCCAUGGUUGGUAUGGCCUUGGGUGAUGCACUCGGUGGGCAUGUCGAAUUUCGGCCUCGACAAUAUCUUCUUCAGCAUCCAGUGCGAGACCUUGUGGGUGGAGGAACAUGGGGUCUGAAAAAAGGACAGUUCACGGAUGACACCUCCAUGGCUCUUUGUUUGGCAAGUUCAUUGGUGAUUCAUCGUGAUUUUAUUCCCUACGAUCAAUUAGUUCGCUACAAGUGGUGGCACAAAUAUGGUUAUAUGUCCUCUACUGGACAAUGUUUUGAUAUCGGCACUGCCACCCGUCAGUCGUUGCGCGAAUUCGAACGUCGUCAACGAAAAUUUGCCGACACACAUCAAAUUCGUCUUGAACAUUUAGACCAUCUCUCAGACCCUCAUCUACUAGACCAAUUCGAUGUGUAUUGUAGUGAAGAUGGAGUAGCAGACGAAGUUACAAUGUCUUCAUCAGCCACAAUAUGGCUAAUAACUGUUGGUUGGUCUGAUGCAUCACUUGUUGAUUUUCUUGUUCGUUCAUCGUGUUCAUUAACAACAAAAUUAGAUAUUUAUCAUUGGUUUUUUACUCAUAUUAAUGAUAAAAUUCUUCAAUUUGAUUAUUCUCCAUUAGAUAAUAUUGAAGGUGAUUUAGAUUUAUCACAAAUUCUCAACAACGACAUUGAACAUGAAAAUUUAAAUAUAAAUCAUUUUGAAGAUUUUAUGGAAUUAAAGCUUGAUGAAAUUGAAUUAUUUAUGCGCGAAAAUGGUAGAGCACAUGGAAUGGUUGUUACUGUCGAUAAGGCUAAACAGCAAAAUUAUCAAAUUAUCAAUCUUGAUAAUGAUCCAACAUCAACCGUUUGGAAGGUAACAUAUAAUCCUCGCUUUUUAAAUUGUAUAUGUCAUAAAAACUUACCAAAUCUUUACGAUUUACAACGAACUACGAGAUCAAAUUAUUUAUGGCAAAUACAUACCAAACAAGAACAUGAAGUUUAUCAAUAUAUAUUCAAAAAUUUAAAUCUGUUUCACAUAGAUACUUUACCAGAUCUAAUGAAUAAAACACAAGAUGAUUUAAUUAAAUUGGUCGAAUUGCCUUUAGAACAAACAGAUUAUCAAAUUAUAAGUGAAAUGAUUAGUCUACAAUGUUGUCAUAGAAACAAUCAACAUGAACAUCAUCAUUCUGAACAACAAGUAUUUGUUAUUUUAGUGGAACCGGCAUUGAAUUUAUUAGAUAUUAUCGACAUAUAA